Molecule: messenger RNA, 306 nt
Organism: Penicillium diatomitis
Lineage: Eukaryota; Fungi; Ascomycota; Eurotiomycetes; Eurotiales; Aspergillaceae
Exons: 3
Coding region: 1-306 (101 amino acids)
Source: RefSeq, a predicted model, not a curated record
AUGCUAAAGGACCGUCGAGUUGCCAACAAGCUUGAAGCAGCUGAAGUGAACUGUAUAAUACACGGAGAUCUAACACGGACCCACGCUGGCCAGGCGAAAAAGGAUCCGCUUCCACAGCCUACCGAAGCGCUAGGUCUCAUGUACCGAGAAGCCAUGUUUCUGCUAUCGGCGAGAUCAUGGACGGGGUAUGAAUUGCAUCGCCGCACCAACCGCACGACUUUCGUACUGACCUCGGAUUUCUCCGAUGGAGUCCGUCUCGAUCGAGACGAGCUGAGUGGGAGGCUUGACGCCUCUAAUGGGGUGUAA